Molecule: messenger RNA, 3874 nt
Organism: Notechis scutatus (mainland tiger snake)
Lineage: Eukaryota; Metazoa; Chordata; Lepidosauria; Squamata; Elapidae
Gene: DCP2
Product: decapping mRNA 2
Biological process (GO): nuclear-transcribed mRNA catabolic process, nonsense-mediated decay; deadenylation-dependent decapping of nuclear-transcribed mRNA
Cellular component (GO): P-body; cytoplasm
Molecular function (GO): RNA binding; manganese ion binding; 5'-(N(7)-methylguanosine 5'-triphospho)-[mRNA] hydrolase activity
Source: RefSeq, a predicted model, not a curated record
CGUUUGGUUUUGCCCCUCAGGCCUGCGUCGUGCGCUCUUCGGGCCUCGUUGCGCCGGGAUGAGCUGCGCUCUUUCUCCAUGGAGACCAAACGCCCUGAGAUUCCCGGCAGCGUCUUGGACGACCUGUGCAGUCGAUUUAUUUUGCACAUUCCAAGUGAAGAACGAGACAAUGCAAUUCGAGUCUGUUUUCAGAUUGAGCUUGCCCAUUGGUUUUACCUGGAUUUCUACAUGCAGAACACACCAGGAUUACCUCAGUGUGGGAUAAGAGAUUUUGCUAAAGCUGUUUUCAGCCAUUGUCCUUUUUUGCUUCCUCAAGGCGAAGAUGUUCAGAAGGUUUUAGACGAAUGGAAAGAGUACAAAAUGGGAGUGCCAACUUAUGGUGCAAUCAUUCUUGAUGAGACCCUUGAAAAUGUGCUACUAGUUCAGGGUUAUUUAGCAAAAUCUGGCUGGGGUUUUCCAAAAGGAAAAGUGAAUAAAGAGGAAGCUCCACAUGACUGUGCUGCCAGAGAGGUAUUUGAAGAAACCGGUUUUGAUAUAAAAGAUUUUAUUAAUAAAGAUGACUAUAUUGAAUUAAGAAUCAAUGAUCAGCUAGCACGAUUGUAUAUCAUCCCGGGAAUUCCAAAGGACACAAAAUUUAAUCCUAAAACAAGAAGAGAGAUUCGGAACAUUGAAUGGUUUUCAAUUGAUAAAUUGCCUUGCCAUAGAAAUGACAUGACACCGAAGUCGAAACUAGGUUUGGCACCUAACAAGUUUUUUAUGACCAUUCCCUUCAUCAGACCCUUAAGAGACUGGCUUUCUCGGCGGUAUGGAGACUCUUCAGAUAGUGACAAUGGGUUCUCAUCUGCCAGUAGCAGCACACCACCUAAAUGCAAUAUAGAAAAACAGAGAUCCAAACUCCAUUACAGUCAGCAGGUGUUUACAGAUACACCCAUGGGAGACCAAUCAACAAGGCAGAGGCAAUUACAGCAACAAAAGCCAUAUAACAAUCAUUUGGAGAUGCCUGAAGCUUUAAAACUAAAGAAUGCACGAGGCAAUGGCAAAAAGCAGUAUCAAGAUAUUCCUAAUCAAAAAAAGAGAACAAAUGGAGUUCAGAAUCAGCCUGCCAAACAGAACCAAACUUUGGUAAGAUGCACAAAGAAAUGUGAAAAGAAGCAUCCAAGAAAGCUUCAAGAUAAUUUUGAAACAGAAACAGCGUGUGAUUUGUGCUGUCUCACUGAAGACCAGCAACUAGAACGUGGACAAUCGGUGUCAUGCAAUGGCCAUUGCAAAUUCUCUUUCUCCUCACGUGCUUUUCUGAGCUUCAAGUUUGACCAUGAUGCGAUCAUGAAAAAUUUUGACCUCUGAAGCUUGGUUAUUUGCACAAGCUGACUAGAGUCCUGGCACAGAGCAAUUGAGUGGGUUUUUAAAAUCCAACUUUUACAUUUUCUCAGGUUUUAAAGCAAUGCAGGGACCUAGUGGUGGACUGGAAGGUUUUGUUCUCAUUGUAAUAUGGGAGUAGCACCAUAUAGUGUUGCACUUUAAAUGCAGUCUAGCUUUUACCUGCAAAAAUGCUUUCCAAUAUAUCAUUUAGUAGUUCCUAGCUAUGCAUUAGUGGGCAUUUUUAACUCAUUUGUUGUCUGUCUAGAUUUUGGAGGAGUAUUUUACCUUUGCCUGUGUUAACCUUUUACACAUUUAAAUUGCUCUGAUGUAUGAUAAUGGUUUUAUUUGUGAUACUUUGUGAUACAGCUGCUGAAAACAUACAGAUUUUCUGAAGAGAACAAUAUUCUGUACUGAGCAAGAAGCUAGGUGUUUUAUGAUUCAGAAUGUUGAAAAACAACCUUUUGUUCUGAGAGAAUCGUUCUGCCUGGGAUCUUAUAUCAUUCAAAUCAAUUUAUUUUCCACAUCUUCAUUGUUGCACUGUAUUGGAACUUUUUAAAAAUAUAGGCAUGAUUUAAAUUGUAUUACUAGUGUGAUAUUUUAUCUUACUUUCUAUUCAGUAGUUGCAUUGUUUCAUCUCCAGUGAGAAGAUGGUGGUGAUAUUGGAAUGUGUCUAAUAUAACUUUUACUGUUCCCCAUGUGUGAAAUGUCUAAAUUGUUUCUAACCAGAAUUAUAGGUAUUUUGAAAAAUAAAAUAUGAAAAUGUAUGUUUAGGGAGUUAAUUGUAGCAGAUAGAAUAAAUUAGUUUUGGAAAUAGUACAAAGAAAACUAACAACAACAUUAUAUGAAAUUACAUGGCUUAUUGCUUCUGUGGGAUCCAAACUAAGGAAAAAAUACUCCAGCCAAUCUCAAAGCCCUAUUAGUUACACUGCUUCUGGCAAAAGUUUCAUGGAUGGUCUGAGGAAGCUUUCUAGUUUAAUGGAGCUAUAGAGUUUAAAAUCUCCUCCAAAAAGUAGCACAAGAGGGAAUUAACUAUGCCUGCCAAUAUCAGAUUGGCAGAACAGAUAGCCUGAAUCAGGAAAAAGGAGCAUCAUUGAAAAGCUGGUCCUUUCCCCCCCUCGGAACACCAGAUGUUGAGACUGUGCCAUUUACUGCCUGUAGGAACACCACCAGUUGACAUAGAAGGGUUUCCACAGUAAUGGAAUUGUUGGCAGAAGGGCACCAUCACCCUAUGCUAAUCCCUUCCUUCAUACAAGAACAAGGGCUUUUGUUAGGUUUCUACCAUUUUAUUUCAGUAUUUUGGUCUGACUUAAAAUUGAGUUUGAUUUCAGAGUAUUAGCUCAAAAAUGCUUUGUGCUACAUCAGUGUAAACAUGGAACAAAAUAGCAACAAUCAAUAAAACCUGAACUUAAAGUCCUAGCCCAAAAUACACUGAUGGAAUGCAUGUAAAUACAGAUUGUAUAAAAACCUCUACUGGAUUUUGUUUCCUCAGUGCUCUAGCCGUAUUGUGACAGUUUGGAUUCACAGUAUUCACUUAGAUUUCUGAAAUUUAAUUAGAAUAGGCUUGAAAGUUAAGCAUAGCCCAUUUGCUUGCAAAAUUCCUGCAACAUAUAACUACCCUUGUUAAAGGAUCAUACAGUGAAAUUUAUAUAUAAGUACCAUAUUGUAAGCCUUCUUCAUAACAGCAAAAUAGGUGCAGACUAAUUUCCAAGUAAGUUCAGUUUUCUUUAUUGAUCAUUUUGUAAAUAAUUGAAUUAGAGACUAACCUAAUGGCUAUAUGCCUGCUUUCUGCAUCCACAUUUAUUCAUAACAUGAAGUUAAUGGAAUUUGCAUAUCUGUUAAAAGUAAGAUAGUUGAAACACUGGUGAUGAAGAUGCCAUAUUCUUUUGUUUAAUCUUCAUCUGUGAAAAUAACUUUUUGGUCAGUAUUUAACGUAGGUUGAAUCUUGUAGUGCCUAAUUUACUAACUUCUCAAUCAUUGAAAAUUGGAUUUUCAGGCUGCUAGUGCCAAUAUUCUUCUGAUUUCCAGAAAUGUUACUGUUUUAUGCUGCUUCCUUUGUGUGAUGCCAUUAAUAAGAGGAACUUUGGCAGUUAUCUGUAUUUUGAAUAUGAGGUGCUUAAGUGAUAUACUAGCAAUGUGAGAUUAAUUUUCCUAGCUAAAGUAACUUUUAUAGGGCACACAUUCUUUGCUUUUGAAUAUAGACAGUGUUUUCUGUUUUGCAGAGAAUAAUUUCUUAAGAAAAUCCAGUGUCUGACUACUACUUUGUUGAUGGCUUCCCAGGGACUCUAAAAUACUAAUUUUGGUUUAUUAACCUAGCCUUAAUACAGGUUGCAAAUUAACAUAGUAACAUGUGCAAUAAUUAUCUCUUUUACUGGAUAUUAUAUAGCACAUGACUAUAUUUCUUAAUUUGACCCUAUCAUGUAUAUGGUGUUCAAGAAUGGAAAAUAAUGUAGUAGUUCCUGGGUGCCCUGCACUGUGAACAUUUCAGAUUGUUUACCUCUUUGGUUAGUAAUUAUGC